This is a messenger RNA of Suillus paluster, 828 nucleotides long. RefSeq lists its product as uncharacterized. The transcript is spliced from 7 exons. Lineage: Eukaryota; Fungi; Basidiomycota; Agaricomycetes; Boletales; Suillaceae. The record is from RefSeq and is a predicted model, not a curated record. The coding region runs from base 1 to 828 and encodes 275 amino acids.
AUGGGCAUACCAUUGGACAAAGCUGAGUUCUUAGCUUUAUUUCUCGGAACUUUUUUCUAUGGCGUGUUCCUCACUUUGUACUGGUUCAUGCUAUUCGUCAUACUCAAGAAAUCCGGCAUUCAACGUCAAAUUCUUCUCCCAGUGGCAACCUUAUUGCUCUGCAUUUCAACGGCCCAUCUAAUCAUCGAUUUUGUUCGAGCGUUAGAGGCAUUCGUAUUCAAGGUGGAUGCUCUUGGUGCAGAUGCCUACUAUUCCGACCUUACUUCACCGUUGUAUAUCGCAUCAACGGCACUUUGCGUCACGCAAACUAUUCUCGCCGAUGGCGUAGUUGUUUGGCGAUGUUAUAUGCUCUACAACAAAAGCCUCUUGGUUGCCAUUCCUGGCUGUAUUGUACUCUUAGCCAAUGGGGCCACUGGAUGCUACGUUAUUUGGUCCCUAAGUCGUCCGCUGUCCCCCGUUGCUUCUGUUUGUAUUGUUAUAUUCGAUUCAUUGACCCUAUUUAACAGUGUUACCAGUACCAUUUUGAUUUCGUGGCGCAUCUAUCGCACUCGCCGUUUCCUGCCAGAGGGCCUUGCUGCUUUUUUACCCGUUCUCGUCGUUGUCGUUGAGAGCGGCACUUUAUAUGCCACGAGUAUGCUUAUGCUCCUUCUAACAUUCUUGAUCGGAUCCAACGGCCAAUACGUCAUGCUGGCCGUUAUCACUCCUAUUGUGGGGAUCACAUUCUGCCUCAUCAUUCUGCAAGUGCACUUCCACGUGGGUGGCAAUCCCCCGACCGAACAACGCACCGAAGCAAGGGGCAUCACCAGCCUCAUUAUGCAAGAGACCUAG